Molecule: messenger RNA, 1230 nt
Organism: Exaiptasia diaphana
Lineage: Eukaryota; Metazoa; Cnidaria; Anthozoa; Actiniaria; Aiptasiidae
Product: synaptosomal-associated protein 47
Exons: 3
Coding region: 57-1220 (387 amino acids)
Biological process (GO): synaptic vesicle priming; exocytosis; synaptic vesicle fusion to presynaptic active zone membrane
Cellular component (GO): SNARE complex; plasma membrane
Molecular function (GO): syntaxin binding; SNAP receptor activity
Source: RefSeq, a predicted model, not a curated record
UAACAAACAGCAUCAAAAAGAUUUCAUUCUUUCUCUCCCAAAUUUCCUCGGAAAAGAUGCCUUCUGUUGCUCAUUGGAAAGCUUCUUAUUACUGCAACACAAAAAGAUCAUGGAUUUAUGGAAACUUUCAAGUAUUCCCGCAAUUUGUACAGUUCUGUGAAGACGCCAAAUGUGACAUCAUCGAUUUUAAAAUCUAUUUCGACGAAUUUGUUGAAAUCAAGAAAGAAACAACCAAUGUUUUUUACACGGCUUUAACAAUAAGGGUGAACAAUAGCAAGUUUUGGUUUUCUUCGUUCCCAAGCUGUACAAAUGUUUACAACAUGCUGGAGCAUUUCUGGAAAGAAAGAUUGUUUGCUGGCUCAAUACCAUCGAGUUCAUCACAAACAAACUCCCGUGGACAGCAGUUGUUAAGAAUACUUCAUGAUUCUGCUGACUGCCUUUCUUCUACAACCAAGACACUAGMAACACAAGGACAACAGAUUGAUAAUGCAUGUAGAACUAUGAAUAAAAUACAUAAUGAUUUGGGUAUUGCAGAAAACAUCUUGCACAGUAUGGAUUCAUGGCUUAACCAGUGGAGUGUAUCAUUUGAAGAUGUCAUGAUAAAUGUUUCCACUGCUCCUGGUAGCUCAGAAAAGCURGAACUCCCUGUGUUGUAUGCCGUAAAUGAAAAAGACAAACAUGUGUCUGGCUCUCUGGUGCUUAGCAAGAAAGACAUUGAAAUUUUGGAUCUUCAGAGAGCUCCAGUAUACAGUUUUAAUGGACGAGAGAUUUCUGAAGCAACAUUUCACACUCCAUAUGAGGUGACGUURGUCARAAGUGAGAUUGGGAAACAAKUGGUGUGUGUACAUCUGAUUUCAGCAAGGCUAAUACAGGUUAUYCCACAAAUAAAAGCAAUGCUUGGACCUAAACUAAUCCUUGAGAACUCUUCUGAUGAAAUAACAACAGAUGGUCAGAAUGAAUUGAUGCAAAACUUGAAACUUGAUUACAUAAAUAAACAGAAAUAUGCAGYUCAAGGUACCAGCCAACAAGGUUCCCAAUCAGUMAGUGAUGCUGAAGCARCCCAAAUGACAAAACUUCUACAAGAUAUGAAAUCAAUGGCAGUUGGUAUUAAAGGUGAACAAGGAAGACAAUUACAACAGCUGGAUCUGCUGGCAAAYUCAGUGGAUAAAGCAAAUGAAAGACUAAGGAAAAACAAUAGAACUAUCAAUCAUCUGACAUAAGUUUGUGGGU